AAUCUCCGGAAUCUCCUCCAAUGGAACCAAAAUGGACAUGGAAGAUGUCAACAAGCUUAAUGCGAGCAAAUGCAGGCCAAAUAUGGCCACUGGUGAAGGACUUCUUCAACAUCCACAAGUGGUUUCCCGGCGUGCCAACUGGCUACGGCGUCCAUGGCACCAACGGCGAAGUGGGCUGCGUCCGUUUCAACGCCGGCUUCCAGAUCCCCGCCUUUGACGGCGGCGACGUCAGCUGGUCCAAGGAGAGGUUGACCGUCGUCGACCCCAUUCAGCGGCUGAUCAGCUAUGAGAUCCUCGACGGCAAUAUUGGGUUCAAGUCUUACGUUUCCACCAUCAAGGUCCUGCCGUUGCCCGGGGCCGGAGAAGGAGAAGGGUGUGUGAUCGAGUGGUCUGUCGCCGUGGAUCCGGUACCGGGGUGGAAAAUGGCGGACUUGGUUAAGAAGUAUGAAAGUGGGUUUCAGGUUAUGGCGAAGAAAAUGGAGGACGACGCCCUUGCAGCUGGAACCUCCGAGCAGGCGCCGGCGCCGUAAACCGUAAGGAAGCAGCUGGCCGUAUAUAUGGAAUGGGAAAAUUAAUAAUUUGGGGCAUUUGAAUUUUCUAGAUGCAUGAUCUGUAUCUUGGUUUGGUUUAGAACUUACGUACGUGUGUGCCACUUCAAUAUGUCCCUUUAUUCAUAUUAGUAGAGUGUAGUUCAUGAUCAUUGAUUCCUGCGAACUCUUAAACACUCCUCCUGUCCCUUAAAAAGUCUCUUCCCCCUACGUAUCACUCUCCUCUCUAAUAACAAAUAUAUCAAAUUAAGUACUAAUUUUACCAUCC
This is a messenger RNA of Diospyros lotus (date-plum), 816 nucleotides long. Its product is annotated as lachrymatory-factor synthase-like. The transcript has a single exon. The coding region runs from base 21 to 530 and encodes 169 amino acids. The record is from RefSeq and is a predicted model, not a curated record. Lineage: Eukaryota; Viridiplantae; Streptophyta; Magnoliopsida; Ericales; Ebenaceae.